UGGAGAUCUCGAAAGGCGCAAAGCACAGUGAGGUGCAAAGAUUAUGUAUCUCCUUAUCACGACAACCGUGACAGCGAAGAUCGAAACGCCUCCGCACGGCAAGUGGCGAUCUCCGCAACCCUCCCAACGACCAAAGUUGGUCACCAGCAGAACUCUUCGGCUCCACUAAAACCCACCCCCUCAUCUCCCUAAAACCCUCUCCACCCCCCACUUCGCAAUCCCUUUAGAUCUCUUCUUCUUCCCUUCAGAUCCGCUUGUUGUCGUUCGAUGGAUGAACAGCAGGAGGAAGAGAUCUUCUUGGUGGUAGAAAGAGAGGCGGAGAUGGUCUCCUCGUCCGAUCCCCUGAUUCCGAUCAAGAGAGUCGCUUGGUUUCUUGAUGCCAAUCCCGUCCCCGUCGAAGAGCUCCCCCGGUAUCCCUUCGCUCCGAUGAUGCAUGUAAAUGCCUCCCCCGUUCAUCUCCGGGAGUCCAAGGUGCUGUUCAGAGGAUGGGGCAGCCCUUUGCGCAAGUGGGGGGAGUGGGUCGAUAAGCUUCGGCCCAUCUAUGGGGAUCUUUGGAACAAGUCCGGCAUCUUGGAUGCCAUUGGCGUGUCUACUUACAAGAUCAAGAAAGACUACGCGUCCGUUUUGGGGCUGGCUGGGGUUUGGUGCGGAGAGACCAACACGUUUCUCUUCCCUUGGGGGGAGGCCACUGUUACAUUAGAAGACACGAUGGUUCUAGGUGGAUUUCCGGUGCUCGGUGAGCCUGUCAGGGGUUCUUUGACCGGGGAGCUUGUGGAGAUCGAACAGAAGAUGGUGAAGGAGCAUCGGACGUUUAACCGAAGCACCAGCAAGAAAGCAGAUCAAAGUGCGUGGAUGAAACAUUACAUGGAGCGUGAGGGCGAUGAAUUGGAGCACAUUGCAUUCUUGGCUUUGUGGUUGUCGCGGUUCGUUUUUCCUGGCCCCCCUGUUAAGACCGUGAAGCAGCACUUGCUUCCUAUUGCUGUUCGUUUGGGACGAGGAAUGAGGAUUGCCCUUGCAUCUGCAGUCCUGGCUAGCUUGUACCGAGACAUGUCGGCCAUCAAGGAUUACCUUGUUGCUGAUGAUAGUAAAAAAACUGAACCUUUGGUUGUAUGGGCACCUUUCAAUUUGUUACAGCUUUGGGUGUGGGAGCAUUUCUUGACUCUGAGGCCAGAGAAGCAAAAUUUGAUUGCUAAUGGUGAGCCAAGAGCGGCACGGUGGCAUGAUGUGGGUAGAAAAUUGGACCUCUCCUUUGUUGGUUCGGCUUUGGAGUCAUCUGAAUUUCAGUGGCACCCGUAUAUGGCUAGGUUGGAGAAUUGGAGCAGGCCCUCUUUCUAUAAGGAUAUUGGUGUGUGGAUUUGUGGUGAUGCAUCCAAGGAUGAAGAGUUGCGAUCAUUUGCACAGUGCUUGAGGGCUGCUGAGCUUGUAGGAGUAGACUGUAUCGAACAGUAUUUGCCUCACCGUGUGGCAAUGCAGUUUGGAUUUGAUCAGGACUUGCCCUGCCAUGUUCCUCGUUCGAAUGCAAUGUGGGAAGCUGCAUGGGAGACUUAUGAUAUUACUUCGAAAAAUAUUGCAUUUUACGUCCCGGCACCACCUUUUAAGUCUGAUAUCACACAGCAGUACUCGAUUUGGUGGAAACAAUGCAUGCCUUAUUAUAGUAAGUUAGUGGAAAAUGAUACACAAACACAAGGUUCCUUGGAAAAUAUCAAGUGGCAGAGCAAGGUAGUGGCAGAAAAAAACAUGAAGAGAAUCCAAACUUUGACAAGCAUAAAGAAGAGAAAAUUGCAAGAGUUUUAUGAUGCCAUGAUUUCUGAUCAUCUUCUUUCCGGAAACAAUUCUGUUUCUGGUGAUGAUGACAGUGUAGAAUCACAGAACUUUCAACUGAGCGCUGCUGAGACAGAAAAGCAGCAUAUUUGUUCCAUGAAGCAAAAGGAACAUAUGGGCCUGAAACCUUCUAACAAUUGUGUAGGGAAAGAAACACACGAUCCGGUGGCUUCUCAAUCUAUCAAAUCAGAAAUAUGUGAAGCUACUAUAAGUACUUCAUUGGAGAAUGAGUACAAGGUAAUGAUGGAAGAUUUUGAUCAAAGAAAUGGUUGGGGAUCUGCUUAUGACUAUGUAGUCCUUAGGCAACCUGGAAUGAAUAUUACUUCACAAGAGGCAAAACUGAAAUUGGAACAAGCAUUGGAGAAACGCAUUAUGAUGAAAGCAGAGGAAUCAGAACUUGAAAUGCAGAUUAAAGUUCUAAAGGAAGAAAUUACUGCGAUUGAGGCCAGAGUAAUGGACUUAGAAUCUGUUGCUGAGGUGCAAUCAUAACCAAAUGCAUGCUCUACUAAAUUUUGUUCACAUUGUAUCAUGUUUGUAUAUACCAAUCUUACCAGUGCAAUAUUUUAAA
This is a messenger RNA of Musa acuminata subsp. malaccensis (wild Malaysian banana), 2389 nucleotides long. Its product is annotated as protein MAIN-LIKE 2-like. The record is from RefSeq and is a predicted model, not a curated record. Gene Ontology annotation, biological process: meristem maintenance; meristem development. NCBI's taxonomy places the organism in Eukaryota, Viridiplantae, Streptophyta, Magnoliopsida, Zingiberales, Musaceae.